This is a messenger RNA of Balaenoptera ricei (Rice's whale), 882 nucleotides long. RefSeq lists its product as uncharacterized. Gene Ontology annotation, biological process: flagellated sperm motility; sperm individualization. NCBI's taxonomy places the organism in Eukaryota, Metazoa, Chordata, Mammalia, Artiodactyla, Balaenopteridae. The transcript has 3 exons. The record is from RefSeq and is a predicted model, not a curated record. Gene Ontology annotation, cellular component: cytoplasm. Bases 1 to 882 code for a protein of 293 amino acids.
AUGGGUGAGCAAACCCACUACCGAGCCCAGCCGUGCUCUGGCACCAACCCCAGGAAAUGCCAGGACCUAGGAGACUCAAUUCUUCUGAUCCUGGGCAGCUUCAUCUUGCUCAACGUGGGGAUCAAGGUGGUGACUCUGAUCUGGAGGCAUUUGAAGAGCUCCUUGUGGACACUUUUCAAUCAUAUUUUCCCCAAAGACAAGGAAGCCAGCUGUGUAGGCAGCCAUCGCAUGUGCGUGCGCUGCUCCGUGGAUCCCAAGAACCUGUGCUCAAGAGUUCCUUCCCGCUUCCGCCAUCGCCCAAGCUUCCUGCUCGGGCACCCAAACCACCUUGACUCGUGGAUACCAGUCACAAAACAUGAGAAGGCUUCUGGGUGCUGCUGGAGGCCGCCUCAGUGUGGACGGGCUGGGGCUCCCAUGGAGGCUCCACGGGGACUGUGGAAGGAGGGGGUAGUGGGCGCUGGCGAGGCCCCUCCGGUCACAGCCUUAACGUCCCGAGCCACCUUUUGCUACAGGCAAGAGACAUCUUCCAAGCUCCGCAGGAUGAGCAAGGUGGAUGUGCUUCCACUCCGCCUGCCCCAAGAGAGCAAGACGAAGACCCCAGACUAUGACCCAGCCCAGGCCCCAGCCCGGGCCCAAACCCGCCCCCCAGUUCAGCCCCCUGCGCAUGCUCCUGCCAAGGCCCAGACCUUCUCCUCAGCCCACCCCCCUGAGCACACCCGCCCCCAGGCCCAGACCCCCUGCCCAGCCCUCACCCCGAGCGCAGCCCUGCCCAGGUCCAUGGCCCUGAGCAUACCUCAGCCCAUACCCCAGCCCAGGCCCAAGCCCAGGGCCCCUCAAAUGCCUCAGCCCAGUCCCUGGGCCACACUUCUGUCGGCACCCUGA